Messenger RNA from Haemonchus placei, 468 nucleotides. The record is from the annotation of a GenBank genome assembly. NCBI's taxonomy places the organism in Eukaryota, Metazoa, Nematoda, Chromadorea, Rhabditida, Trichostrongylidae.
AUGGCCGUUAUGAACGGCCGUACUGACUUGGUCGAGCUGCUGCUCUCAAAAGGUGCCAACAUCAACCACCGUGACAGAGACGGUCAUUCUGCAGUUCACUGGGCUGUUGUAUGUGGUCAGCUGGAUAUGCUUAAUUUCUUGAUCUCCAAAGGUGCUGACAUCGAGGCAUCAGAUUCACUGAAGGCCGCUCCGCUUCAUUAUGCUACCGCUAUUGAAGACAUUUCUGCCGAGUUGGCGCUUGCUGUGCUUCACACUCUCAUCAAAGGAGGAGCGAUACCGAACUGCCGCGAUAUGGAUGAUCGUACUCCGAUUCUGUGGGCUGCAAGCAAUGGGAAUCUAGAAGCUAUGCAUUCACUGAAGCAGGCCGGUGGUGAUCUCGAAGCCGUGGACCGUGAUCGGUUGGGUGUGCUUCACUGUGCAGCAAGUCAUGGUUAUCACGAAGUAGGUUCGGUCGGAUUUGUGUUUUAA